Messenger RNA from Nematolebias whitei (Rio pearlfish), 634 nucleotides. RefSeq names its product lin-28 homolog Aa (gene lin28aa). Gene Ontology annotation, molecular function: zinc ion binding; nucleic acid binding. The transcript has 4 exons. The record is from RefSeq and is a predicted model, not a curated record. The coding region runs from base 26 to 634 and encodes 202 amino acids. Lineage: Eukaryota; Metazoa; Chordata; Actinopteri; Cyprinodontiformes; Rivulidae.
GACUCAAGGCAGAACUGAAGACAUCAUGGGUUCCGUUUCCAACCAGGACUUCCCAGGAGUUUGCAAGACUGAGGAGGAUGAAGGACCGAGCACGGAGGAGGACUCCCCGUCCUUCCACGGGACUGGGGUGUGUAAGUGGUUCAACGUGCGCAUGGGCUUCGGGUUCCUGUCCAUGACCAGCCGGGACGGAGUGGCGCUGGACGAACCGGUGGACGUGUUCGUCCAUCAGAGCAAGUUGCACAUGGAAGGUUUCCGCAGCCUGAAGGAAGGCGAGGCAGUCGAGUUUACGUUCAAGAAAUCAUCGAAAGGCCUGGAGUCGCAGCGAGUCACCGGACCAGGAGGCAUCCACUGCGUGGGCAGCGAGCGGAGACCCAAAGGCAAAAAGGUCCAAAAGCGGCGCUCGAAAGGAGACAGAUGCUACAACUGUGGAGGCCUGGACCACCAUGCCAAAGAGUGCAAGUUACCUCCCCAACCCAAGAGGUGCCACUUCUGCCAGAGCAUUGACCACAUGGUCGCCAGCUGCCCGGUCAAAGCACAACAGUCCUCACCGGCUUCUCAGGGAAAACCGUCCCCUUUAAAAGCAGACGAGGGGGAGCACAGCCAGCCGGCACCACCUCCUGAAACCUCUGAUUAA